AUGAUGUCAAAAGCGUCGUAUAUGAUGCAGGAUCACCUGCGGCGCAACUUUGCGCUCAUUACCGACAUACACAACCCCAAUGUUUUCCUAGUGCGUGGUACGCUCCCUUUUCCUCAGGGGCUAGCAGUGUUGACGGCUCUAUUCCGUGGCAAACUGGCCGCGGAUGUGUACAGUCAUCCCUACUUCAUCGAGAAGCAAAGUGACCCCUCGCAGCCGUCACCACAACUGCACCUCACGGAGGAGUGCCAGAGUGUAAUGAAAAUCAUCAAGGGUAUGCAUUUCAUGAACGAUACCACGAGUAGGCUUGAUAACACCGUUGUGUUCGUGUCAGACUACGACGUUCAGGUGAAGGCCACUGUGCUCACGUAUGCCAGCGAGGAAGAUGAAGAUGCGCUGUUGAGAGAACAGAAGCGGCUGGAGGGUGAGAGUGAUGAGGAGUGGCAAGGGCGGCUACUACGACAGCGCUGGCAAAGGAGUGCAGCGGGUCGGCGGAAGAGCGGAGGAAACACCGGGUCUUCUUCUUUUGAGGCUUCCCUUCGACCCUUCACACGACAGAGUCACCAUAGUAACGAUGGACCAGAUGAAUUGGGGAAGGCCAAGCGGCUCGUAGAGCGGGAAGGCGCCCAUACCGUUCUGUACAACCCCAUCGAUGUCGAUCCCAAAACAUUUGUAGCAACAAUUAACAAACUUAACGACGAAAACCGGGUGGUGAAGACGAUAGUCGUACCAACCCGACAGGCGUGGGGAAGCGUUCAUGCGUGGGCCGAGGCUUUCCCCGACGCAGAAAUAUUGUGCAGUGGCGAGAAGCCCAUUCCCAGCGGUGCUCAGAACAGGCAGCAGGAGGUCGUUCGCCCGACCGGGGGAUGUAUGAACAUGGGGAACGGCCUGACGGGGCUUUCAUUUCCAGAGGUGGACGAGGCGGAGGUUGCAGUGGGAAGUGCUGUCGAUAAUGACACUGAGGUGGCCAUGGUCGCGGACGAUAUUAACAACAUCUGCCGCCUGUGCUCCAGUCAGCCCGACAGUGUGAGUUGGCGAGUCGCGGAUGAAGAAGUACGGUGCUCAUCUCGCGUACAACCACUUGGUACAUUAAUUCAGAAGCAAAUAACUCCCAAUAUCGAGCUGCUGCGUGUGGCUGGCGAUGACCUGACGAACGAGUAUGUUAUGUAUGACCGCAAUAGUGCCAGCCUUGCGUGCACUGACUUAUUUCAUGGAGAGUACGGUGACCUGGACCCAGUUAACUCGUGGCUGUGUCGUGUAUGGUUUAAAUUCAUGAAGCAGGGGAAUUAUAAACGUGUGGACCGCGUACCAGAGUUUAAGUGGCUGCAGGUGAAGAAUCAUGGUGAUUUGAAAGCAGUCCGUGAGUCAGUGGAUAUAAUCACGAGUAUGUUUCCUAUGAAGUUUCUAUUGUAUGCGCACGGUACACCACCGCUUGCUGAGAACCCUGCGAAUGCCCUGCGUCUCCAGUGGGGUAUGCCUCCACUAUCUUAG
This is a messenger RNA of Trypanosoma brucei brucei TREU927, 1488 nucleotides long. RefSeq lists its product as hypothetical. NCBI's taxonomy places the organism in Eukaryota, Euglenozoa, Kinetoplastea, Trypanosomatida, Trypanosomatidae. Bases 1 to 1488 code for a protein of 495 amino acids. The transcript has a single exon. The record is from RefSeq and is a predicted model, not a curated record.